AUGCUUCUGGUCAACCCUCACGAGCUGCAGUCCUCCUCAUACUACAUGAACUACCGGUUGCCCACGCCGUCCUCGGCACCGUCCGUCAUGAGCAUCCUCAACAUGGCGUCGCAGCACCACGAACACCACCCGGCGGCCAGCCCGUCGUCAGCCUCGGACAACGAGGUCGCGCAGGCGCUGGAGAUCGCCCGCGAGAGCCCCGACGGCGCCAAGGACCCGUUCGUGAGCAACAUCCUGGAGACGGCGCUCGCCCAGAUCUGGGCCAACGUGCAGGCACACCCGGACUCGUACAUCAUGUCGCGGGACGAGUUUGCCGUCUUCAACUACUUCCAGCACCGGUUCGAGGGAAACAAGGUCGCCAUCGCCGCCAGGAAGCGGUACUGGGACAACGCGACUGGCGUCUAA
Molecule: messenger RNA, 405 nt
Organism: Neoarthrinium moseri
Lineage: Eukaryota; Fungi; Ascomycota; Sordariomycetes; Amphisphaeriales; Apiosporaceae
Exons: 1
Coding region: 1-405 (134 amino acids)
Source: RefSeq, a predicted model, not a curated record